This is a messenger RNA of Lactuca saligna, 474 nucleotides long. The record is from the annotation of a GenBank genome assembly. Lineage: Eukaryota; Viridiplantae; Streptophyta; Magnoliopsida; Asterales; Asteraceae.
AUGUUGAAUGCAUUUGUACUACAAUAUGAAAAAGCAGUACAUACUCGAAGGGCCGCCAAAGAAGAUGAAGACUUCAAGACUAUGAAAUCGAGGGCAGUUCUUUCUUCUGUGCAUCCAAUUGAAGCAAAAGCAGAUAUGAUGCCUCAAUUGUUUGUACGGGAUCCUAUUGGCCCAUCUAAUACAAAAGGGCGGCCUAAAAAUGCUACAAGAAUUAGGUCUUUAUUAGAAAUGCCGAAGAAGGAUUGUGUCACUACGCCACUAGUUGUUCAAAAAGAAAGGCAGAUGAAUUGUUGCAAGAGAAACAAUGGUGAUAUGUCUUGUUGUUGGGAGAAAUUUGGAUGGUUUCUGUUUUGGAUAGUUGAUUUUUUUAUGUUUUAAAUAGGCACAUUUUUUAUGUUUUGGAAAUAAAUGGUGUAUGAAAACCUAUUUUGGAUAAUUGCGGUAAUUAUAUUUUAUUUUGGACAAAAAAUGGUG